AUGGCGACGCCGCCCGUCAAGACGAGGCCGCGCCGGGGCAGCACCACGGCAGCGGUGGCGCGGCUGCUGCGGAGGAAGGGCUGCAAUGGAGGAUUUGAAGAGGACGAGGGAGGCGAAGUAGAGAGGGAGGGCGCAUGGCGCGAGGGCACGCGCUACAUCGCGGGAGGCCCCCUCGGCGCGCGCAGCCACACCUCCGACGACACCGUCCUCUUGAUGGCGGGGUGUAGCAUGUGGGAGGAGGGAACAGAGGAGGGAGUAGACGCAGGGGAAGCGAUGGAAGGCCGUCUCUUCAUCUCGCAACGACGCAUCUAUUUCUACUCUCCGCCGGCCUCGCUCGACCUCAAGAUGGAGUUGACCUUCGAGAGCAUGCUGCGCGUACUCAAGGACGUCGCACCACCAGCCAUCCGGCUGAUCACCCUCGACGACCAAACGAUUCGGUUGGGCCACUUCACAGAGAAGUUCGAGGAGGUGUUCGAGCUCAUGACGGGCGUGCUUCAGGAGGCCCAGCUCCGCGCCGCCGCCAACUUCUCCCCGUCCUCCCCCAAGAAGAUGGAUUCGAUGGGCUGGCAGAAGGGCACGGUCAAGGAGGAGGCCGCGCGGCAGGAGACCAAACGGAAGCAGGCCGCCGUCGGCUGGCGUCUGGGCCACGAUCUCGAGCGCGAGAAGAAGAUGAGCGUCCUCUCCCUGCUUCGCUCGCACCUCCCCACUUCAUCGUCUUCUUCCUCUUCUUCAUCCACUUCAUUUUCCCUAUCGCCGUCUUCCAUCUCUUCUUCUUCCUCUGGGCCGGACGAACACGUCAUUGUCGACGGGUUCGUGCUGAUCCCCUCCUCUUCUACAUCGUCGUCCACCUCCAUCACCAUCACGACCGCCGCUACGUCCAUCACGGGCGCGCCGGCGCGAACCAACGGCAACAGCAGCAGCAGCAGCAAGAAAUUUAAAGCCCGCAGCGCGAAGCGACCGCCGCUCCACACGACCGACGCCUUCGGCCGCAAUUCGUGGCUCCUCUCCAUCACGUCGCCGGUCACGUCGGCCUCUUUCACGCCCGGCGUCGACAAUGGCAGCCGCAACGGCAACACCCACAGCCGACGCUAUGGAGGCGGCGGAAGUGGCAUGAUGUCGAGGCGCGGCGUGCUGCUGGUGAGCCAGGACGACUCGGUGGUGGAGUACAAGCGCUUCACCCGGCGGAAGCCGACCGUCGGCUGCGGCCAAUCGGGUGACGCCACGUCGACCGGCGGUGGCAGCGGCAGCAUUGGCGGCGGCCUCCUCCUCCGGGCGACGGCGUCGGGUCCGGUGGGCGGCAGCGACGGGGCCAACGACGCGUGCGAGAGCGGGACGUGGAAGCGGGUGAAGCCCAAGCGCAGCCACUCGCGCUCGCUCACCGCCCGGCGACGACCCGCGGCGCGCCUGUGCCUGGGCACCAAGCCCAGCUGCGCGACGACGCUCGCGAGCGGCGAGAGCGGGUCGGGCCUGCGCCGCAGCCACAGGCAGGGCUCGCCGCCCUCGGCCGAGGGCAGCCCGCACGCGCUGCAGCAGCAGCACCCAGCGGCGGAUAGCGUGGGUGAGGAGUGGGACGAGCUGGACGGCGACCACCACAACAACGGCAACGACGACGACGAAGACGACGAGGCCCUGGACGACUCGUGCUUCGACAUCACCGAACCGCUCUUCCUGCACCACGUCUUCGGCCUUCCCACCGGCGAGCGGCUCAUCGACUGUACGUUACUCGCGUGUCCCUCGCUGCGCUGCAUUCCGCCGCGCGGCAUGCGUCCUGACUUGAAGUUCACCAAGAUGGUGCGGCGAGCGGGUCAAGCGGAUGCCGCCCAGGCGGGCGAGGGCAACGACGCGGCCGACGACGCGGACAUCCUGCUGGGCUCCACCCCGCCGUCGGCCAAGAAGUCGCCGAAGCCCGACAAGACGUCGUCCGAACACGAGGAGGAGCGCGAGGACCGCAUCCUUUUCUCCGGCCGCCUGUACAUUUCCUGCAAAUUCCUCUGCUUCCACCCGCUCUCCUACCCCUACUCUGUCAAGGUGGUGAUUCCGUUGCGCAAGGUGGACGUCAUGGAGCGGCGGUGCUUCAUGAGCUGCAUUCCCAACUCCAUCCAGAUCACCACCACAGAGCGAAAACGCUAUUUUUUCACCUCGUUCUACAACCGGGACGACUGCUUCUCGCUGCUCGAGUCCCUGUGGCGAGCCAUGCGCGGCGACGACAUCCUCCAGGAGUCGCACCCGACCAGCCUCGCACAGAUGGAGGGACGAACGGGAGCCUACGCCGCUUCCGAGUUUGGGGAGGAGGACGCGCAAUCGAGUGCGGCGGGGCGGGACGAGUACGGAUUCGACCUCGAGCGCAAGUGCACCGAGGCCUACUCCGAGUGGCACAAGAAAUACGACAAACACGAUCGGGUGGUGCAAAAGCGUCGGUGGCAGAGGUACCUGGGGCAGAUCCAGCUGGCGCGCGAACUGGGCUCCAAUUCGCGCCAAUUGCGUCGACUGCUGCGCAAGGGCAUCCCUCCAUCGUACCGCUCCGAGGCACGUUCCCUUCUCUUAUGA
Molecule: messenger RNA, 2547 nt
Organism: Acanthamoeba castellanii str. Neff
Lineage: Eukaryota; Discosea; Longamoebia; Acanthamoebidae
Product: GRAM domain containing protein
Exons: 10
Coding region: 1-2547 (848 amino acids)
Biological process (GO): intracellular sterol transport
Cellular component (GO): endoplasmic reticulum membrane; endoplasmic reticulum-plasma membrane contact site; plasma membrane
Molecular function (GO): sterol transfer activity; sterol binding
Source: RefSeq, a predicted model, not a curated record